GGUUUUACUGAAAUGCACUGUAUGAGUGGCCACUCAAAUUUUGUAUCUUGUGUGUGCAUCAUACCUCCAAGUGACCUCUAUCCUCGUGGGCUGAUUGCAACUGGUGGCAAUGAUCAUAAUAUUUGCAUUUUCACAGUUGACAACCCAGCUCCUCUUUACAUCCUUAAGGGUCAUAAGAACACAGUUUGCAGCCUUUCAUCUGGGAAGUUCGGCACAUUGUUAAGUGGAUCAUGGGAUACAACAGCCAAGGUCUGGUUGAAUGACAGAUGUAUGAUGACGUUACAGGGUCACACAGCUGCAAUAUGGGCAGUGAAAAUACUACCUGAACAGGGAUUAAUGUUGACUGGUUCAGCUGACAAAACUAUUAAACUGUGGAAGGCAGGCAGAUGUGAAAGAACAUUCACUGGACAUGAAGAUUGUGUGAGAGGUUUAGCUAUUCUCAGUGAAAUGGAAUUCCUUUCCUGUGCUAAUGAUGCUAGUGUACGAAGAUGGCAGAUAUCUGGCGAGUGUCUGCAGGUGUAUUAUGGACAUACAAAUUAUAUAUACAGCAUCUCUGUCUUCCCUCAGUGUAAAGAUUUUGUAACUACUGGAGAGGAUAGAUCUCUUAGAAUCUGGAAACAAGGAGAAUGUGCUCAAACUAUAAGACUCCCAGCUCAGUCUGUAUGGUGCUGCUGUGUAUUAGACAAUGGUGACAUCGUAGUUGGUGCAAGUGAUGGAAUUAUAAGGGUGUUUACAGAAUCUUUGGAACGUACAGCAAGUGCUGAGGAGAUUCAAGCUUUUGAAAAUGAGCUUUCCCAAGCAUCCAUUGACCCAAAAACUGGUGAUUUAGGAGAUAUUAAUGCUGAUGACCUUCCUGGAAGAGAACAUCUUAAGGAUCCUGGAACAAGAGAUGGACAGACACGGCUUAUUAAAGAUAAUGGCAAAGUAGAAGCAUAUCAGUGGAGCGUUAGUGAAGGAAGAUGGAUAAAGAUUGGUGAUGUUGUUGGUUCUUCUGGAGCCACACAACAAACAUCUGGAAAGGUUUUAUUUGAAGGAAAGGAAUAUGACUAUGUUUUCACUAUUGAUGUAAAUGAAAGUGGGCCUUCCUACAAACUGCCAUAUAACAUCACUGAAGAUCCUUGGCUGACUGCAUACAACUUUCUGCAAAAGAAUGAUCUCAAUCCUAUGUUUCUGGAUCAAGUGGCCAAGUUUAUUAUGGACAACACUAAGGGGCAAACGCUGUUGAGUACAAGUGCUCAAUUUUCAGAUCCAUUUACAGGUGCUGGACGUUAUGUUCCAGGUUCUUCAUCUGGACCAAGUACAAUACCUGCAGCAGAUCCAUUUACAGGUGCUGGUCGCUAUGUUCCUGGUUCAGCAUCAAAUGCAAUUGCUCCGGGGGGUGGGGUUGAUCCAUAUACAGGAAUGGGUGCCUACCAAUCAGCUGCAGCUAAAGUUGAAAAUAUUUAUUUUCCGAAGAAGGAUGCUGUCACCUUUGACCAGGCGAAUCCUACGCAGAUACUCGGUAAAUUAAAGGAACUUAAUGGUAGUGCAACUGAAGAACAUAAGCUUACAGAAGAUGACUUGAUAACCCUAGAAAAGUUAUUGUCUGCAACGUGCAACACCUCUGCAGAAACACCUACAGCACAGCAACUUGAGACUUUAUGGAGAGCGGUUAACUGGCCAGAAGAUAUUGUCUUUCCAGCCCUAGACAUUCUUAGAUUGUCUGUCAGGCAUCCCACUGUGAAUGAGAACUUCUGCAGUGAAAAGGAUCACGUGCAAUUUAUCAUCCUUCUCCUUAAAUUCCUGAACCCUAAAGGAAAGCAAGCAAACCAGCUGUUGGCACUUAGAGCCCUUUGCAAUUGUUUUGUCAGCCAGGCAGGCCAGAAACUCAUGAUGGAACAGAGGGGUGAAAUCAUGACACAAGCAAUAGAAAUGAAAUCAGGCAAUAAUAAGAACAUCCACAUUGCGCUUGCCACGCUGACGUUGAACUAUGCUGUGUGUUUACAUAAAGUCAACAACAUUGAGGGCAAAGCCCAAUGUUUAUCAGUAAUCAGCACAAUUAUGGAAGUUGUUAAAGAUCUUGAAGCCAUUUUUAGACUGCUUGUGGCUCUUGGGACGCUAAUCAGUGAUGAUACAAAUGCUGUGCAAUUAGCUAAGUCUCUUGGAGUUGACUCUCAAAUAAAAAAGUAUGCCUCUGUAUCAGAACCGGCUAAAGUAAAGGAAUGCUGUAGGUUUGUUCUUAAUCUGCUAUAAUUGUUUUUCUUAGUACUUGGGAGACACGGAGUAUGCAGGACAAAAAUGUUUUUGUUCAUAUUUUGUGACAGGCUAUAACUGAGAAAAUACUGUGGAUGAAUUACACUUGAUUUGUUGCAAGAUACAGAGCAAAUAAAACUUUUUACACACUU
Charadrius vociferus (killdeer) is the source of this 2384-nucleotide messenger RNA. It is a transcript of the gene PLAA, whose product is annotated as phospholipase A2-activating protein. Gene Ontology annotation, cellular component: nucleus; cytoplasm. The coding region runs from base 13 to 2232 and encodes 739 amino acids. Gene Ontology annotation, molecular function: ubiquitin binding. The transcript has 13 exons. The record is from RefSeq and is a predicted model, not a curated record. Gene Ontology annotation, biological process: ubiquitin recycling; proteasome-mediated ubiquitin-dependent protein catabolic process. Lineage: Eukaryota; Metazoa; Chordata; Aves; Charadriiformes; Charadriidae.